This is a messenger RNA of Galdieria sulphuraria, 1275 nucleotides long. RefSeq names its product UDP-3-O-[3-hydroxymyristoyl] N-acetylglucosamine deacetylase. Lineage: Eukaryota; Rhodophyta; Bangiophyceae; Galdieriales; Galdieriaceae. The record is from RefSeq and is a predicted model, not a curated record. Gene Ontology annotation, biological process: lipid A biosynthetic process. Bases 6 to 1151 code for a protein of 381 amino acids. The transcript has a single exon.
UGCUUAUGUCGGCUCGCAGGCGAUCUACUCGUCCUUGUUGUUUUGCGGAAAGUGCUAUAUGGAUAAAAGCUCAUAAAGCACUUGGUUUAACCACGUCUGUGAAUAGAGCACUCUUUUGCGUUUCUGGAAAAAGGACAAACCCUAAUAUAACUAAGUGUUCUUCUUCGAUCAAUGGAACGUUAACUUACGAUGAUAUACAAGAGGAAGCUUCUUGUUACUCACUAAAUGAAUCAGUUACUUUCCAAGGAAAUGGAUUACACUCGGGAGAAGAAGUGAGUGUCACAGUCUCACCUACUAGAAAUUUUCAAGGAAUCUCCUUUCUUUAUGAGGAUAAAAAUGGAAUGUCCGUCCACGUCCCGUUGAAGUCUUCUUCUGUUGUAAGUACAGAACUUUGUACCACUAUAAGUGCUCCAGGAAAUCCUUUGUCUCGUAUAGCAACAGUGGAACAUUUACUCGCAGCACUCUGGGGUUGUGGAGUGGGAAGUGCUGUCAUCAAAGUGGAAGGAAAUGAGAUUCCCAUACUCGAUGGAAGUGCCAUCCAUUUUGUAGAAGCUUUUGAAAAAGUUGGGUAUAGAAGGUUUGUUAGUCAUAGAGAUCGUAUCUAUCAAGUUCAACAGCCUAUUUGUGUACAAGAUGAGCGUGGAUCUUGGGCACGACUGGAGCCUCCUAAAGACAAACGAGGUCUAACAGUGGAAGUUACUAUUGACUUUCCUCACAAUGCUAUAGGAAAACAGACUUUCCAAACAAAUUCUGCUAUUACAAAGGACAUAUUUAUUCGCGAAAUUGCUGCUGCCAGAACUUUUUGCUUAGAAACAGACAUUGAGAAAAUGAAAGGUCGAAAGCUUUGCAAAGGAGGUUCGUUGGAUAAUGCAGUUGUAUUUAGUCGACACGGUGAUGGAAUAUUGAAUGAAGGUGGACUAAGGUUUCCAGAUGAACCAGUUCGUCAUAAAGUAUUGGAUGUUUUAGGAGAUUUGUUUAUCAGUGGAGUUUUUGUGGUGGGACAUUAUAGUGCAUACAAGCCAGGACAUCGACUGAAUUCACAGCUCGUCCGUUUAUUAGAAAGAAAAAUAGAGCAAGAGCGAGAAAAAUUGUCCGUAUCAGAAGAACAUUUGACAAAUGUCGUGGUUGACCCUUUACCGUUGGCAAAGUAAAAUGUAACGGAAUAUAUGUUAUAGCAUUUAGGAAAAGAGGUUUUCAUAUUCGUGUAUGUACUGAAACUACAUUCAAAAACAUAAAGUAUGUCCAGUUGUCUUUCCACGAAAAUCUACAGCAUUA